Messenger RNA from Epinephelus moara (kelp grouper), 1425 nucleotides. RefSeq names its product transmembrane protein 240-like. NCBI's taxonomy places the organism in Eukaryota, Metazoa, Chordata, Actinopteri, Perciformes, Serranidae. The transcript has 4 exons. The coding region runs from base 958 to 1380 and encodes 140 amino acids. The record is from RefSeq and is a predicted model, not a curated record.
CUGCCACGGUCCUCAUUUAAAACGAUGAAUUUGAGUGUGCAAAAAACGCGGCAUGUGUAUGGCCCUUUAUACUGCAAGAGUUGUAUGAGAAACAGAUGUUUUGAUAUCAUUCGCUGUUUUGCGUGGUCCCCAAUUAAUCAGUAUGUUCAUUGUUUUCUGUGGAGGCAUGCAAGAAAAACAAAAUUUUCUUCACAAGUUAAAGAUAACUCGGCUUGACAAAUUGAUGUACAAAUGGUAAUUUUGUGGGCAAAGUGUUCCUUUAAUUUAGGUAUUAUAGACCUUUAAGUGGACAUGAGAGGCCAACUUAUUUUAUUUUAUUUUUUUGAUUAAACUUAAAAAAAAAUCAGAGUAAGGCAAAAUUAUUUAAAGCAAGUCUACAGUUGGCUUUGUUUGAAGAGUGGGUCAGUUACUCUUCUCUGGUUAAUACUCAGCCAUAAGUUAAAACCGUUAGUGUCCGGAUGUAACGUUAACUGUCUGUUACCAGGUGACCUCGGUUUUAAUCUUCAUUCAUUUUUAUUAAUAAAAUAAUAUUAGAGUUAACUAGCUUUCUCACAUAACAAUAAUGGCAAUUUAAAAUAAGAUAUUUAGUUAAAAAAUGUAGUCAGAUUACCCUGACAAACUAUCCUGAACGUUAACAGUUAACUUAGCUAACCGACCGUUAGUUAGAAGAAUGACUGUUCUAAUGAACAGUGUGACAGCGGUAACUGUUAGCUAACAAAAGUUACCAUGAUAACUUAUUUUGUUUACUGAAAGCUAAAAACAAUGAGUUAUUAAACUACCUGUGACUGAAAAUCCGUCACCGACUGUUCCCCGGUGGUGACGUGAAGCUGAGCCAGCGGACCGAGAAGGUAGGACCGACGGACCGACGAACGGACGGACGGACUGACAGCCACCGGGGAGUCAAGUGCCCUACUUCUGUUGUAUCGUGUUGGAGAUGUGUUGACUUUUCUGACGGACAUGAACGCGCUUUUUGACCGUUUGCUCAACUUCAUCCUGCCGUUAGUGAGAGGGGAGGAUCGCGUAUGCGCCUGUAUGUGUGGACGGCAUCAAGUCUAUCAUGUCGUUUCAUAUAAUGGGGCCCAGUCCAUUGUGGAUUCAAGGGAAAACUACACCGGGAGUGACAUCAUGAGUCGCCAGGAGAUAAACGUGAUAGUUGGACUGCUCUUGGGUUUCUGCAUCAGCUUGACCUUGCAGUGGUUGGACAGGGUUUGGCGCUCAAAGCUCAAAUACUGGAGGGAAAACCAAAUGAACGUUUCCUGGUCAUGGAUGCCCAAAUUCAGUAACGCAAGGGAGCUGUUCAGGCAAUCACAUCCAAAACACAUGGAGGACUCCGGGGGAAACAUUGAGCAAGAUGUGCACCAUAAUGUUAAUGACACGUAAAUAUAAAAAUGUGGAUUAAAUUCAGUAGUUCAUGUGUGCUGUUUU